Messenger RNA from Baudoinia panamericana UAMH 10762, 225 nucleotides. RefSeq lists its product as uncharacterized. Bases 1 to 225 code for a protein of 74 amino acids. The transcript is spliced from 2 exons. NCBI's taxonomy places the organism in Eukaryota, Fungi, Ascomycota, Dothideomycetes, Mycosphaerellales, Teratosphaeriaceae. The record is from RefSeq and is a predicted model, not a curated record.
AUGUCUGCCGCACUCAGACUCGCACCCGUCUUCGGCGCACUCGCCCUGGUCGGCGCUGGCGCUAGCUACAGUUUCAGGCAACCGGGCGACUUCACGAAGAAUGCGCUGGCCGCUGCCGAAUUUGGCGCGCCAGAUGUUAGCGCUGCAGCAGUGAAAGCGAAGCUUCCUUCGAACUUCUUCCAGUUCACGCUCGGCAACUUUAAGAUCAGCAACGCCAGCGCGUAG